CUUUGUUGGAAGUUGGCUUAGAGGACCUCUACUCAAACCUUUUACCCUCCUCAAAAAGGCAAUACAGACACUGAAGGAUGGCGGUAAAUUGGCCAGGACUGAUCUCCAUAGGAGUGUUUUACUUGAUCGUACUGGGCACGGGUAUCUGGGCAUCCAGAAAGGCCAAACACGAGUCGAAGAAGUGCUCCGGGAAGAUCAGUGAAGUUGCAAUGGUUGGAGGGCGGAACCUAAACCUCUGGGUCAGCAUCUUUACUAUGACAGCUACUUGGGUGGGAGGUGGCUACAUUUUGGGUACUGCUGAAGUUGUCUACGAUCCAAAAAAGGGCUUGGUGUGGGCCACCGGACCCAUCGCCUUUGCCCUUAACUUGAUUAUAGGUGCACUCUUCUUUGUCAAACCUAUACGGUCAAAGAAGUAUUUCACCCUCAUGGACCCAUUUCAGGAGAAAUAUGGCAACGCUGUAGCUGCUGUUCUCUUCAUUCCCGCUCUCAUAGGCGAUAUCUUGUGGAUAUCAUGUAUUCUUGGUGCACUGGGAGGGACGGUAAGCGUUGUCAUGGAUAUCCACUCAUCGCUGGCUGUGGGCAUCUCCGCUGCUGUGGCAAUUCUCUACACGUUAAUGGGAGGACUGUACUCUGUGGCCUACACUGACGUCAUCCAGCUUAGCUUCAUGCUCGUCGGCUUGUGGCUCUGCGUGCCUUUUAUACUGGCAAGCCCCUCCUCUGCUAACUUUACUGUUGCUGCAGUCACCCAGCUGCACCAGAAACCAUGGAUUGGCACGCUGGAGCUCGAAGAUGCAGGUCGCUGGCUGGAUGACAUAUUACUAUUGGCCAUUGGAGGGAUCUGCUACCAGGCUUUCUACCAGAGAAUCCUGUCUACAGCCACUGAAGCCCAAGCUAAGAUCACCUGCUAUGUUGCAGCAGUAUUAUGCCCGAUCCUUGGCAUCCCGUCACUUAUAAUUGGGGCAGCGGCGGCAUCUACCGACUGGAACCAGACCUCCUACGGUUCACCCAGCCCGUAUGAAGAGGGCAAAGCUGGUAUGAUCUUGCCAAUCGCCCUGCAGCAUCUUUGCCCUUACUACGUCUCACUGGUUGGUAUGGGAGCACUUGCCGCUUCUGUGAUGUCUUCAGUUGACUCCGCACUCCUGUCUGCUGCCUCCCAACUGGGCCGAAAUAUCUUCAAGAACAUCAUCUACAAAGAGGCAUCAGAAAAAAUGAUUCUUGCAGCAAUUAAAGUGUCAAUCCUCCUGUGUGGAAUAUUGGGAGCAGGCCUGGCCAUGACCACGAAGUCUGUUCACGUGUUCUGGAUCGUCAGCGCAGACGUCUUGUACUCCAUGAUGACUCCCCAGGUAACAUGCACCUUCUACUUAUCUCGGUGGGUGAACCACUACGGCGCCUGCUCUGGCUUCGUGUUCUCACUAAUGCUGAGGAUUUUGGUGGGAGAACCUUUGAUAGGCCUUCCUGACCUGCUGCCCCUGCCGUUGGACAAGAUACAGGAGGACGGUCGCCGAUACCGCUUGUUCCCUUUUCGCACCGCGAUCAUGCUCCUCACCAUCGGGACCAUUCUGCUAACGUCACGUCUCGCUGUGUGCCUGUCUGAGAGGGGGCUGCUGAAAAAAAUAAGUGACGCGGAACAAGACACAAACACCACACGGCACCAGUCCGAAGAGACGAGGAGGAAGAGUGGACUGAAUGAAGAAGAUGUUCCCUUAUCGUCUCCGUGCAAAGUCAUUCCUACAGCGUGUGGGUGAUCUCUGAGAGUUGAAGAUUCUUUCACUGACUUAUUGAUACUUGUUUUGUGUAAACUGAACAAAUACAAUAUGUGGUUGUGUGUAGUUCCUUUCUUAUAGGGUCUUAUAUUCCUUUGAAAGUAGCGAGGGCUCAUGGGAGUUGUUGUCUUCACCAGCAAUCGAAAAUGUUUCUUGGCUUUCAUUUCCAAAUAGCUCAUAUAUCCUUUAAAUGUAGAAAUAAUAAGAAAAACAACAUUUGGUAUCGUCAAUUUCGUGUUUAUUUAAUGCUAGCUCUAAAGCAGACGUUAGCAUGCUAACAUAUCAUGAGAUUUUCUUUGAAAUGUGUCAAAACGUCAUUUCCACCACUUUGAUUAUUGUGAUGGAAAUGACAAUUUGAGUGUUAUGGCUCAUAUCAGUGAAAAUAAUGUAUGUUAAAUUAAAUGUCAGUGGGGUAGGGGUAGUCAUAUACGUGGGAGCAAUUAUUUUCAAUAGUGUUCAAAACUUGAUGCUGCAGAUUUCUUCAUCUCCUUUGCUACAGACCUCCUCAUCCUCACUGUAAUCAAACUCCUGUAGAGCAGGUCUGAUGCUCUGAAGCGACUUCCCUCGAGUUCUGCUUGUGAGGAAGAGAUGGUCUCGGCAAAAACAUAUUCUGAGUUUGAGAGCAGCUUGUGAGGAGAUAUAAAAAAAUGUUAUAAUAUGAGAUAGCUGCAAACACGCACAGUUAUGUUGAGGUGUACGUUUAAUGUUUAGAGUCAAGACACCUCACAAUGUCACAGAGUACCUGCAUACUCAGAGGGAAUAUUCAGGACAUGUAUGUUUGUAUGUGUGCACUGUUCCUCGUAGAAUCUGGUGCUUUUUUAGCAUUUACCCUGAUUUUUGCUUAGAAACAAUGACAUGCAUCUUUUUCUUUUUUACAUUUCAAUGAUCACAAAAGAUUUAAACAAAGUCACCGGUUUAAUAUCUGGUAUAGGCAAAAGAUUAUCCAGUGUGGAGAUGAAUUUCCAUACGAAUGUGUGCGUUGUGGCCUCAUUCUGCUGACCAUGAGCAGGAUGUGAACAAUUCCUGUUAAAUGGUGUCAAUAGCAAAUAAACACACAAAUAAACUUAUGUGUUUUCAUUUGAUGCAGAACACCAGGUGUAACAUUAAAAGUAUGAAGUAGGGUGCCACUUUUAGAGCAGCUGAAUUAAAAUAAAAUAAAUAUAAAAGAGUCCGAUUGGUACAUUUAAUUACACAGGAAAUGGAGCUACGGUCGCAAAA
This is a messenger RNA of Cottoperca gobio, 2981 nucleotides long. RefSeq names its product high affinity choline transporter 1-like. The transcript is spliced from 9 exons. Gene Ontology annotation, cellular component: plasma membrane. The coding region runs from base 78 to 1745 and encodes 555 amino acids. Gene Ontology annotation, molecular function: choline:sodium symporter activity. Gene Ontology annotation, biological process: acetylcholine biosynthetic process; choline transport; transmembrane transport. Lineage: Eukaryota; Metazoa; Chordata; Actinopteri; Perciformes; Bovichtidae. The record is from RefSeq and is a predicted model, not a curated record.